AUGGCAGAGUCAAACUAUGAUAUGGUGGUAGUCGGAGCCGGCUGGUUCGGCUUGGCAGCUGCCAGGGCGUAUAUAGAAACCCAUCCGCACGAGCGUAUCGCCGUGCUGGAGUCGGCCGAGAGCUGUGGAGGCACAUGGUCAGAAGCCCGCCUGUACCCGGGACUCAAGUCCAACAACAUGGUGGGAUCGUACGAGUAUCCUGAUUUCCCCAUGUCCGAAGACGUCUACGGCCUCAAGGAGGGCAGCCACAUACCCGGCGCCGUGCUUCACCGGUACCUGACGGACUUCGCGAGGAAGUACGGUGUCCUGGCGCGCAUGCAAUUCCACACCAAGGUCGAUAACGUCGAGGCGCUACGUUCCCCCGAGUCCGGAUCCGGCGACAUCACCGGCUGGAGACUCACAGUAACCAAGACCAGUGACGCCGCCAGCACCCAGCGCCAAAUCACCACCAACAAGCUCAUCCUCGCUACCGGCCUCACCUCCACGCCCAAUUUCCCACAGUACGCCGGCGCGGAAAAUUUUGAAAGACCCUUGUUCCAUGCCAAGGACUUUUGCCGCCGUGCUUCAGAGUUCAAGACCGCCGAGAAGGCCGUGGUCGUCGGCGGGGCGAAGUCUGCGUACGACGUCGCCUACGCGCUCGUGCAGGGCGGUGCAACCGUGGACCUAGUGAUCCGGUCCAACGGGCACGGGCCGGUUUGGAUUGCACCUCGGCUCGUCACGCCGUUGAAGCGCAGGCUGGACACCCUGCUAAGCACGCGAUGUCUGACGUGGUUCAGCCCGUGCCCAUGGGGUGCAGAGGGCGGUGGGGCCGGGGUCACAAAAUUCCUGCACGGGACGACAUUUGGCAGAUUCUUGGUGGACUCGUUCUGGAAGGUCCUGCAGGGAGAUGUGUUGGGUGCCAUCCGCUAUGAUUCGCAUCCCGAGUUGGCCAAGCUGAAGCCGUGGAACUCGGCCUUCUGGAUCGGAAGCGGGCUGAGCAUCCUGAACUACGAUACUCCGUUCUUCGACCUGGUCAAGCAAGGCAAGAUCCGGGUCCACAUCGAUAACAUCGAUCAUCUUGAGCCGGGCAAGGUGGUGCUUUCCUCGGGAGACAUUCUGGAAACAGACGGUAUGGUCUGCUCCACAGGGUGGAAGAAGGAAUCGUCCAUCAAAUUCACCGGCCUCGACCAAGUUGCCCUUGGUCUCUCACAGGCCCUUGUGGAGGCAGACAGGCUCAAGCUAAAUGCUAAGGCCGACAGCGAUGUUUUGACAGCGUUCCCACGCCUCAAAGACCAGCCCCAGCUGCGCUUCCAGCCUAAGGAGGCUGAUCCUUUGCGAUAUUACCGCUUCAUUGUACCUUCAUCGAUGCUGGAGUCGAGGAACCUCGCCUUCGCCGGUAUGGUCUCGAGCGUCAGCACGGCUGUCACCGCGACGGCCCAGGCGGCCUGGAUCACGGCAUUCCUUGACGGCAAGCUGGACAGGAUCGCAACGACGCCAGAGGAGGUCACGCAGGAAAUCAUGCUGCACACUCAGUGGGGGAAGUGGCGAUACCCCUGUGGAUACGGGGCAAGUCUGCCAGACUUCGUGUUCGAAGGACUGCCUUAUGCAAAUAUGCUGAUGAGAGACAUGGGGCUUGAGACGCAUCGGAAACCUUCAUGGGUGAAGGAAUUGCUUGAGCCGUACACGCCUCCUGAUUUUGCUGGCAUUUUGGAUGAGUGGGUGGAAAACCACCCGGUGAAGGCUUGA
Messenger RNA from Diaporthe batatas, 1725 nucleotides. RefSeq lists its product as uncharacterized. The transcript has 2 exons. Gene Ontology annotation, molecular function: N,N-dimethylaniline monooxygenase activity; flavin adenine dinucleotide binding; NADP binding. Bases 1 to 1725 code for a protein of 574 amino acids. NCBI's taxonomy places the organism in Eukaryota, Fungi, Ascomycota, Sordariomycetes, Diaporthales, Diaporthaceae. The record is from RefSeq and is a predicted model, not a curated record.